CUUACAAUGAAGAUCUCAUUCCUUGCCCUGGCAGCCACUGCCAUUGCCUACGCCUCUGCUGCUCCCGUUGAGAAGCGCGCUGCCAGUAACAACGUUGUUGUUGGAUACUGGGUCCCAUGGGGCGGUGUUCCAGUCGCUUCACUCGAUAUGACCAAGUACACCCACAUCAACUACGGUUUCGGUGUCACUGCCAAGAGGAAUGCUCAACCUACCGAUAUUUUCUUCGACCGUUACUAUGAUGGAAACAACAUGAGGGCUUUGGUUGCUCGUGGUAACCAGCAUGGUGUCCCAAUUUUGAUGUCGAUCGGUGGCUGGACCGGAUCCCAGACUCUCUCCACAGUCGCCGCCAGCGCUGAUCUCCGCAAGACCUUCAUCAACAACGCUAUGGUCUUUGUUCGCAACAACACUCUCCCUGACUACGCCACCACCCCCGAUGGCUGGAACAUGCACGGUCUCGAUAUCGAUUGGGAGUACCCUGGCCGCUCUGGUGCCGCCUGUAACACUGUCUCUCCUCAGGACUCUGCCAACUACCUCAUUCUCCUCAAGGAACUUCGUGCCCAGUUGGAUUUGGAGUUCCCUAACGACCGCAAGCUCUUGACUGCUGCUGUUCGUGUCCAGCCUUUCGAUGGUGCUGAUGGCAAGCCUUUGGGUGAUGUCUCUGCCUUCGCUCAGUACUUUGACUGGAUCGCCAUUAUGGCCUACGACAUUAUGGGAGGCUGGAGCGCCAACACCGGACCCAAUGCUCCCUUCAGAAACGGCCCUGCCGGUCUCGCCGAUCAGUACUCUUUCGUCCAGUCCAUUGACGCCUGGACCAGCGCCAAGUUCCCUGCCAACAAGUUGGUCAUGGGUACUGCCUUCUACGGCCGUUCAGUUAUCACCACCGUUGACAUGAACGCCCAGAACCCUGUCAGCAUGUAUGUCAACAAGACCAGCGUUGUUCCCAAGGGAGGCCCAUCUGAUAGCAACGAAAUCAACUUCUUCUGUAACGAGGGCUCUGUCUACUCAGGUUUGUGGAAGUGGAAGGAGCUCCGUGGCACCGUCUUGACCACUCCUACUACCCCUGCUGCUGGCUGGACCAGAUACUGGGAUGAGACCACCCAGACCCCCUGGUUGUUCCGUGCUGCUGACAAGACUUUCAUCUCCUACGAUGAUAUCCAAUCCUUGACUAUCAAAGUUAACUAUGCCAAAUCUAAGGGUGUUAAGGGUGUCAUGUUCUGGGAUAUGACCUACGAUUACAACAACGAGUUGGUCAACGUUCUUCAGAACAUCCACUGCACUUCCAACUGCCCUACCGUCCCCGUUCCUUCAACUACCACUGCUGUAGUCACCACCACCACUGCCCCAGUCACUACCAAACCCCCAAUUUCCACCCCUCCUACUAGCAUCUGCAAUGGUGUUGCUCCCUGGAACAGCGCCACUGCCUACGCCACAACUGGUACCAAGGUUACCUACAAUGGCCGUCUCUACACCAACUCCUGGUGGACUCAGGGUGAGACUCCCGGUGCCUCUGCUUAUGGCGCCUGGAAGGAUGGCGGUGCUUGCUAA
Molecule: messenger RNA, 1545 nt
Organism: Lobosporangium transversale
Lineage: Eukaryota; Fungi; Mortierellomycota; Mortierellomycetes; Mortierellales; Mortierellaceae
Product: glycosyl hydrolases family 18-domain-containing protein
Exons: 2
Coding region: 7-1545 (512 amino acids)
Biological process (GO): carbohydrate metabolic process; chitin catabolic process
Cellular component (GO): extracellular region
Molecular function (GO): chitin binding; carbohydrate binding; chitinase activity
Source: RefSeq, a predicted model, not a curated record